Messenger RNA from Rotaria socialis, 774 nucleotides. NCBI's taxonomy places the organism in Eukaryota, Metazoa, Rotifera, Eurotatoria, Philodinida, Philodinidae. The record is from the annotation of a GenBank genome assembly.
AUGUCAAGCAAGAACAUAUAUUUAAAACCCAUGAGUGAUCUUGAGCAUGUACUUGGAUAUCGAUUCAAAAACAAAGAUAUACUCAAGCAAUCAUUGACUCAUGCUUCAGCAUUACACGAAAACCAUCCGAAGGCUUCAUAUCGUGAUCAAUCCUCACUCGCAUUUGUUGGAGACGCUGUGCUCAAGUACGCUGUCGCUCGAUAUUUACUUCUUAACGGAAGGGAUCAGGUGGUCAAAAAUUCGGCUGAGUUACAUAAGGGUACCCAGACAAUUAUUCCUAACGCGAUUUUAGCCAAAAUUGCGCACGAGAAACUUCAUCUGGAAGAGCAUAUUAUACGGGGCAACGCACAUGUAGCUCCCUCGGAAAAAAUGCAUGCGGAUUGUAUGGAAGCUAUAUUGGGUGCAAUUGCUCUUGACUGUGGAGUUGAUCAACAAAAAGUAAUUUUCGAUGUAAUCGAAAAAUUGUGCUCUGAUCGAUAUCAAACACUGCUGAAGCCAAUCGAAACUAUUAGAUUGAAAUCGGCUUGCGAUGAAGAGGAGGAAGACUAUAUCAACGUUUCUCGCUAUGUGUUUUUGCGUGACCAAGCCAGGCCACUUUCGCAAAAACUAAUAGUGACAGAUAAUUCACAUAAAAGAACCCAUUGGCAAAAGCUAGGUCAAGUUAUUUUAUGGUUAUUUGCUAUUUGUGGAUUCUUGACUAUCCUUUGGUUAAUCGCUAAUUUUAUAAUAUUUCAAUUAUCCGUCGAUGUGGAAAAUCAAGGAUGGGAAUUUUAA